Molecule: messenger RNA, 507 nt
Organism: Lactuca saligna
Lineage: Eukaryota; Viridiplantae; Streptophyta; Magnoliopsida; Asterales; Asteraceae
Source: the annotation of a GenBank genome assembly
AUGGUUUCGGGUGAAUUGUUUAAGAAUGUGAAAAAAAGUCGAAACUCGAUACCGCGGGUCGACACGAACCCAACAUUCCGUGAAUCUAAUGGUGUGUCUGGUGGACGAUUGUUUAUGACAGCAUGUGAUUUGCUAUUAAAAGUUGCUGAUACUGAGUUGAAAGUAGCUUCUGGUAUGGCAUGUCCAACCUCAAAAAUGGUUAUACAUUCAAAACCAGUAAAUGAAGGUUGUGUUAAAGUUCAAGUUGAUGAGAUCAUAGAAAUAUAUGAGAACUUGCAUUUGCAUGUAGUAACACAAAUGGAUGAAGUUGAAUUUGUUAAACAUUUGCUUCGUAGCAUCGUUCAGUGGCCGAGAUAUGCAUUAAAGCUUGCAAACAAAACCCCAAGAAGGUCAAAUAAUGGUACGAGAAUGGGCUCGAAUCACUCUUCUCCACAGUUUGAGGAAAACCACUUUCCUUAUCAUCAUCAAAUGGAUGUUAAUGAGCAUUUUCAAGGUGGUUUAAUUUGA